AUAAUUCCCCAGAUUCUAGAAAUGCAUAAACCCCUCUUGACCCUCUCACCAAGUCCGCUUCCCUGCGCGCGGAUCGAUCUCGUUCUCUGCUGAGAAUCAUGCGAAGAGCCUCAACUCUCGCGUCCUCCGUCUUCUCCCGAACCCUUGCCACCACCUACGACGGUGGAGCUACCACCACCAACCGCCGCCUUCUCCAGGCUGCACUCUAUUGUACAGGCGGCGCCGGCGGUUCCUACAAUCAUAACCGUUGGUUCUAUCGGCUUUCCAAUUCCUUCUCUGCUCGAGCAGCUUCUGUUGGAGUUGCUGGUGCUUUGGUUUCGGUGGCUGCUACCACAUUCCUUGCCCAAGAGGCCUAUGCGAAGGAGCCUCCUCCGCAGGAGCUUGUGCCUAAGGACGUUGUCCUUUACCAAUAUGAAGCUUGCCCUUUUUGCAAUAAAGUUAAAGCAUUUUUGGACUACUAUGAUAUACCAUACAAAGUUGUGGAAGUCAAUCCAAUUAGUAAGAAAGAGAUCAAGUGGUCUGAUUAUAAGAAGGUGCCUAUACUGAUGGUGGAUGGUGAACAACUUGUUGAUUCAUCAGUCAUCAUUGAUAAGUUGCGCAGCAAGAUAUCUAAGAAAAAAAUCGACUUGGCCUCAGAUGGUGGUGGUGAAGAGGAAAAGUGGCGUCGGUGGGUGGAUGAUCACUUGGUACAUGUCCUAUCUCCAAACAUAUACCGCAACACUUCUGAGGCUCUUGAAUCCUUUGACUAUAUCACAAGCCAUGGAAAUUUUAGCUUCACUGAAAAAUUUACAGUGAAGUAUGCUGGAGCUGCUGCAAUGUAUUUUGUGUCCAAGAAAUUGAAGAAGAAAUAUAACAUUACUGAUGAGCGUGCUGCCUUGUAUGAAGCUGCAGAGACAUGGGUGGAUGCUUUAAACGGCCGAGAGUUUCUUGGAGGAUCGAAGCCUAAUUUGGCUGACCUUGCUGUUUUUGGAGUAUUAAGACCCAUCCGGUAUCUGAGGUCCGGCAGAGAUAUGGUGGAGCACACCCGAAUAGGAGAGUGGUAUACAAGAAUGGAGCACGCCGUGGGGGAAUCGUCAAGGAUUAGGGCUUAAACUGGAAUUCAUUGCUAUGCUUUCUGCUUCAUUUCAGUUUCCAGCUAUACCAAGUAAACAAUCAAAUAUCAGCUGAGAACAUAAGACUUGACAAUUUUUUACCAAACAAUUUUGUUAUUGGGCGAUUGUUAUACAAAACGGAUUCCGAUACGGUAAGCAAUUAUCCCCGUUAUUGUUCUGAGAUUUUAAGAAAAUAAUAAAUUGUGGAUGUUACAAUUUUCCCAA
Messenger RNA from Manihot esculenta (cassava), 1316 nucleotides. Its product is annotated as prostaglandin E synthase 2. Gene Ontology annotation, molecular function: prostaglandin-E synthase activity. The coding region runs from base 99 to 1091 and encodes 330 amino acids. The record is from RefSeq and is a predicted model, not a curated record. Gene Ontology annotation, cellular component: mitochondrion. The transcript is spliced from 6 exons. NCBI's taxonomy places the organism in Eukaryota, Viridiplantae, Streptophyta, Magnoliopsida, Malpighiales, Euphorbiaceae.